This is a messenger RNA of Rhopalosiphum maidis (corn leaf aphid), 2237 nucleotides long. RefSeq names its product suppressor of hairless protein-like. Gene Ontology annotation, molecular function: DNA-binding transcription activator activity, RNA polymerase II-specific; RNA polymerase II cis-regulatory region sequence-specific DNA binding. Gene Ontology annotation, biological process: regulation of transcription by RNA polymerase II. Gene Ontology annotation, cellular component: nucleus. Lineage: Eukaryota; Metazoa; Arthropoda; Insecta; Hemiptera; Aphididae. The transcript is spliced from 2 exons. The record is from RefSeq and is a predicted model, not a curated record. Bases 423 to 1823 code for a protein of 466 amino acids.
AACUCGUUAAUACCUAACUAUUGUCUACUAAUUAUUACUUAUAACAAUAUUACUAUCUAUAUUAUGUCUGUAUAUUAUGAUUAUUUUGUUAGUUAUAAUGUGAAGGUAUCUGUUUUUCAACGAAUUUAACGAACUCAUUAUUUGUUAAUACUUUUUGUAUACAUUGUACCCAAUUAAAUAGUUCAUCAACUGUGUCGUUUUUAGUUGUUGAAUAAUAUUUAAAUAAAUCCAAUACCAAGGUGUUACCUGUUCAAAACGUUUUAUUCAAAUAUUCUACAUGCCUAUGAAGUAUGAAUAGAAUGUUUUUAUUCUGAAGUUGGAGUCGGCGACUGAGAUAUGAACAUCGCAGUAGUUAAUUCCAUUGGUUUUUUUGAAUAGGAAUUUAACUUAUAUUUACAACAGUGGAUUUGUUUUCUACAAAAAUGCCUCAUCAUUACGGUCUAGAAAUUACUACACAGAUUCGGCCCGAAAAGAAGCUGACUAAAGAUGCUAUGGAAAGAUAUUUACUUGAUCGCAACGACUUGGUUUUAGUUAUCCUUCAUGCUAAAGUUGCUCAAAAGUCUUAUGGCACUGAAAAACGUUUUUUUUGUCCACCUCCAUGUGUCUAUCUUUUUGGCAAAGGUUGGAAGUUACGUCAACAACAGUUGCUUAGAGAAGGAGUGACUGAAACUAAUUCUCAAAUGAGUGCAUUCAUAGGUAUUGGUAGUGCAGAUCAAGAUUUGCAACCACUGGAUCUUAAUAAUAUUAAACAGUAUUGUGCUGCUAAAACUUUAUUUAUAUCUGAUUCUGAUAAGCGCAAGCACUUUAUGCUUAUGGUUAGAAUGUUCUACAACAAUGGAUACGACAUUGGAACCUUCCACAGUAAACGAAUCAAAGUAAUAUCUAAACCUUCAAAAAAAAAACAAUCCUUGAAAAACGCUGAUUUAUGUAUAGCUAGUGGUACAAAAGUAGCACUGUUCAAUAGGCUUAGAUCACAAACAGUGAGCACCCGAUAUUUACAUGUUGAAAAUGGAACCUUCCAUGCCAGUUCAACAGAGUGGGGAGCUUUUAUCAUUUACUUAUUGGAUGAUGAUGAAAGUGAAAGUGACAUGUUCAAUGUUCGAGAUGGUUACAUUCAUUAUGGCAGUACAGUAAAAUUGGUAUGCAGUGUUUCUGGAAUGGCUUUACCUCGACUAGUCAUCAGAAAAGUUGAUAAACAAACAGCAUUGCUAGAAGCUGAUGAUCCGGUGUCGCAAUUGCACAAAUGUGCUUUUUAUAUGAAAGACACUAAUCACAUGUAUUUAUGUUUAUCCCAAGAGCGUAUAACUAACUUCAAUGCCACACCAUGUCCAAAAGGGCCAAAUAAAGAAAUGAUCAACGAUGGAGCUUGUUGGACCAUCAUUAGUACAGACAAAGCGGAAUACCAAUUUUAUGAAGGAAUGGGACCCGUAAAUUCUCCUAUAACACCCGUACCAGUAGUGCAUGGACUUAACACUAAUGGUGGUGGUGAUGUGGCCAUGUUAGAAUUGAGUGGUGAAAAUUUUACACCACAUCUACAAGUAUGGUUUGGAAAUGUUGAGUCUGAAACUAUGUUUCGUUGCCAAGAGAGUAUGAUUGCAGUCGUACCAGAUAUCUCUUCAUUUAGAGGAGACUGGUCAUGGGUAAAACAGCUAACUCAAGUACCAGUUUCAUUAGUAAGAAAUGAUGGGAUUAUUUAUGCUACAGGAUUAACUUUUACAUAUACACCUGAGCCAGGUCCAAGAAACCGUGUAACACCAGCUGACAAAAUAAUGCGAACAUCUACUUCAAAAAAUAAUUUUUCACUAUCACAUAUCAUGAGUUGAUUAUAAAAAGGGUAUUUUUUUAAAUAGUAUUAUUUAUUUUACAGCCAACAGGGUAUAUGACUGAUAAUUGACUGAAUGAAACAACUAUACAAUGUUUUGACUUUUGAUAGUAAAGUAGUAAUAAUUAGUGGAGAUAUUUCAGGUAAAUAAUUUAUUUAAAACUGUUUAUCUAUAUCAAUUAUAACUUUAAUAAUGCUUUAAAAAUCAUUAUAGGUUGGGAAAAAAUAUGUUUGUUCUACAUUAAAUAAUCUGGUAUUGGACAGUUAUUAAAUGAUAAAUAAAAUUGUAUGUAGUUGGCCCUCAUUUAAUUGUUGAGUACUCAAAAUAUCUCUAAUAAAAUGCCUAUUGAGACAAAUAUAUAUAUUGAAAUUUCUUUAAAAAACUAUACAUAUGUAAUAAUAUUGCUCAAAUUUU